AUGGAUUCACACUCGACGAACAGUGUUAUUGAUACGCUGCACUUCAGCGUCCCACCGGUACUUCUGAUCUUUUACUCCCUCGCAUCAGCAUUUCCACAGAAAGGGACAGCAUCGCCCAAGCCUUCGACAUUAUUGCGAUGGCUCACGGUCUUCUCCCUCCUCAUCCCCCUCUCCUACGUCGCAAACGCCGGUCUCGUUAUCGCACGAGCUCUCAUCAAAAAGGGAUGGUGGACAACCCAGUCAACAGUAAUCUACGUCAUCUCUCUCACAUUCAUCAGCGGUAUGCUCACGCUCUCUCUCCUUGCCGCUGCGUCCCGCGGAACAGAUCAACUCCGCCCCGCGGUCUGGGGAAGUUAUCUGUUGAUUGUUGCGAGUGAGGCGGUGAUCGUGUUAUACGAGCCGUUGCCGAAGAGGAAUUUGUGGAGGGGUGCGUGGUGGGGAAUCAGCGUUUUCAGGAUCGUGUGUAUCAUCUUGUGUGGGUCUCUGUGGGCACUUUUGCGUUCGAGGGUGGGUCCUUCUGAAGAUAGUGCAGAGGAGCCACUCCUCGGGGAUGCAGCGAGCAAUGGUACCCGCACAUACGGCGCGACCCCCUCUGGAACCUCAACGCCCUCGCAGAACGGAAACGCCAAGAAGCCCGAGACUGCGGCCGAGAAGACGAAGCAGAAGGAGGGAUGGUGGGCCUACGUCAAAUCCUUCUCUGUCCUCCUUCCCUACCUCUGGCCCCGCAAUGACGUCAAACUCCAACUCAUCGUCAUUGUCUCAUUCAUCCUCCUCCUUCUGCAACGCUGGGUCAACGUCCUCGUGCCUCGUCAACUCGGUAUCGUCACCGAUGAGCUCAGUGAGGAAAAUCAUGGAAAGGGGAUGUGGACCUCCGUCUUGAUGUAUGUGUUGUUCCGAUUUUUGCAGGGGAAUAUGGGAGUGUUGGGCGCGGUGCGAAGUGUUAUUUGGAUUCCGGUGUAUCAGUAUACCUACCGUUCGUUAUCGACGAGUUCGUAUGAGCAUGUUAUGUCCUUGUCCUUGGACUUUCAUUUGUCGAAAAAGAUUGGGGAGGUAUUGCAGGCACUCUCGAAUGGAACAUCGAUCAACUCAGUGUUGGAGCAGGUCUUGUUCCAGAUUGCGCCGACGAUUGUGGACUUGUUGAUUGCAAUUGCGUAUUUCUCUGUCAAGUUCGACGCGUAUCAGUCAUUUGUUGUGGCGUGCGUUACUGUCUCCUAUCUUUACUUUACAGUCAAGAUCACGGAAUGGAGGACGGCUGUUAGGAGGGACAUGGUCACGAAGAGUCGGGCGGCUGCUGCGAUCAAGACUGAUUCUGUGUCGAACUACGAGACUGUGAAGUAUUUCAACGCAGAGGACUUCGAGUUUGACAGGUUUAGGGAGGCGAUCAGGACCGUGCAGAAAUCGGAGUACACGGUCAUGUCUUCCCUCAACGCGCUCAACGUAACGCAGGGAUUGAUCUUUACGCUCGGUAUCCUGGCUUCUUGUCUGCUUUCUGCGUACCGCGUGAGCCAGGGUAAGGAUACUGUUGGUGAUUUCGUCACUGUCUUGACGUAUCUCGUUCAACUCCAACAACCGCUCAACUUCUUCGGUAUGUACUAUCGCUCUAUUCAGCAGAAUUUGGUCGAUGCGGAGCGUAUGCUUGAGUUGUUCAAUCAAAAGCCGACGGUUGUUGAUUCGCCCGAUGCGCAUGACCUCGAACUGAAUGAGGGCGGUGAAAUUGUGUUCGACAAUGUCCAUUUCGCGUAUGACAAGCGUAAGGCUGCGUUGAUUGGGUUAAAUUUCCAGGCGAGGGCUGGUGAGACUAUUGCUCUUGUUGGUGAAUCAGGGGGCGGCAAGUCCACCAUCCUUCGUUUACUUUUCCGCUCCUAUGAUGUCGACUCUGGAUCCAUCACGAUCGAUGGUCAGGAUAUCCGUGAUGUCACUCUGAACUCGUUGAGGAAGCACAUCGCUGUCGUCCCCCAAGAUUGCGUGCUGUUCAAUGAGAGUAUCAUGUACAACGUCCGUUACGCGAAGCCCGAGGCGACGGAGGAAGAGGUUUAUGAGGCUGCGAGGGCGGCACAGAUCCAUGAGAGGAUUCUGAGUUUCCCGGAUAAGUACGAGACGAAGGUCGGUGACCGUGGGCUUCGCCUAUCUGGCGGUGAAAAACAGCGUGUAGCAAUCGCUCGUGCAAUCCUCAAAGACGCGAAGAUCAUCCUCCUCGAUGAGGCUACUUCAGCCCUGGACACCACCACCGAACGAGAAAUACAAUCAGCUCUCGCUACUCUCCGUCAAGGCCGUACAACUUUCACUAUUGCUCACCGUCUCUCCACCAUCACCGAUGCGGACAAGAUCUUGGUGUUGCAGAAUGGGCGGUUAGUUGAGGCUGGGGGUCACGAUGAGCUGAUUUUGCAUGGGAAUGGGACAUAUAGGAGUAUGUGGGAGAAGCAGAUUCGGGCGGAGAAGGAGAGGGCGAGGAAGGCAGAUGAGAAGGUUGAUGAGGCGGAGAGGGGUUUGUUGGAGGAUGCGGGGGAGGGGAGCGGCGAAGGGAGUGGAAGUGGGACGCCGGCUGUGAAGGCGGCCGAGAGCGUCAAGGCCCCGGUCGAGGCUGAGACUUCAUCCGAGCAACCACGGCCGUUCAUUCAGCUCACCGAUAUUGAACCCACAUCAGUACCGCAACCUGUCGCUGAGGAAGCCGAUGCCAACCCGGCUUCUCCCGCGGGAAACGCUGCCGCAGUUUUGGAGCAAGCAGGUCUAACUCUCACCGAGGACGGCGCCGUCGCCGAUCCCAAGGACCUCGAUGCGGCUCACGAGGAGGAUUCUGAGCCCGAGGCUCCCGCUCCGAUUGAGACGGAGGAUGUGGGCGGGGAAGAGGGACCGGCGGGGGAGGCGGCCGCGUUGCCUGGAGCGCCGGUCGUUCCGGUUGUACCUGUUCCGGAAAGGGCUGGGGUUGAAGCCGAUGUCAAGGAUGCGCAGACGCAACCGGAGCAGGCGGAGGAGACCGAGCCUUCGCGUACGGUCAGUCUACUCAGAAGCCUCCAGCAUGGGUCGUCAACCGAGUCCCUUGAAAGUUUGAAGCAGAUUGUUUUUGAAACACAAUCAAAUGCGAAUCUGAGGGAGCUUCUGGGUGAGGAACCAAUGGUGUGGAGUAACCUCGUCGCUGUUGUGCAAGGUACCAGCAUCACCUCAGGACAGGAGUCAUCAGAGACCAUCAAGAACUUUUUGACUUUUGCAAGAAAUCUCCUUGCCGCUGGUCAACAAGCCCAGGACAAUGCUGGUAAUGCCAACCUUGACAAAACUGUUGAGAGUGUCUUACAAGCCUGUUUGGCAAAUGCGGAUAAUGCAGCUUUGUCAAAUCUCAUUACAACAUCCCUGCAAGUCCUUUCAAACAUGAUUGCAGGCAAUACUCAGCAGAAGGAGCGAGUGUGGAUGAAUUGGGUUGCUUAUGCUGAUGAAAAGUUCAUGAAUUCUCUAUUUGCGUUCUCCUCAAAACAGGCUAUUCUGCCCUUGCUUUUCUUCACCUGGAACUGCAUUUCAGAGAAGGCAUCAUUGCGAGACACGUUGCUCAAUACUUCUUCUGGGAAGGCACUCCUGCGCCAGCUUUCCAUGAUUGCCGACGAUUCAUUUGAGGAAUCUCAACCAGAAGCUUUUGAGCUUACAUAUUACAUCAUUGCAUCAGUCAUCAAGAAUGGUGGAUUUGAGGAGCUCUACGCUGUUGCCAAGAGUGACCAUUAUGUCUUGUCAGAUCCGCAGCUCAAUAUCUUGAAGAUCGUGGAUGCAAUGUUGGAUUCAGAGCAGAUUGACUUGACGCAACAACCUCAGUUCCCGAAGUCCUUGGUGAAGGUUUUCAAGGCCGUUGCAGACCGAUCCUCAUUCCUCAUGAAGGCACUGAAUAACGAUCAGUCAACAAACACAUCAAACGAGAAGAUGGAUGUAACAGAUGCGACAUCAGUUUGGACUGGUGUUGUUCUAUUGUUGCAAACGUUGACGCACUUAUGCUCUGACACAUCCGCAAAGGAGACACUCUUGAAGAAUGGGGUACUUGAGACUACCAUCGCUUUGCUUGGUGCUGCUAACACUUAUGUUCCGUGCCGGACAAUCAAGUCUUCAGGCAGUGUCUCCUCAUCGCCAUAUGACCCUACCGCUGAAGCCGACUCAAUGAAAGCAUUUGCAUUUGUCAAGCGUGAUGCAGUGAAGUUACUUGGUACACUCUGUUACCGGUCACAAUCUGUACAGGAUGAGAUUCGUCGCCUUCAUGGAGUUGAGUUGAUUCUGAGUCAAUGUAAUGUGGACGACGACAACCCCUAUCUUCGCGAACAUGCAGUUUUCUGUGUGAGGAACUUGUUGGAGGACAAUGCAGACAACCAAGCGCUGGUUGCAGAGAUGGAGGCCAUCAAGACGUUGCCGAGCGAGGCUCUUGAGGGCACGGGGAUCACGCCCGUCAUUUUGGACGGGAAAGUUAAGCUGGCGGUGGCCAAGACGGAAGCGGAGCCAGUGGAGGUGGAAGAGGAACCGACGUCGACUGAGACUGAGCCGUUGCUUAGCGGACCGCCGAGUGCGGCGGCUUUCGCAUCGUCGGGCUUGUCGAGUGGGGAACCUGCGAGUGAGGAGACUGCCCAAGGUGAAGGUGAGGAGCAGGGUCAGGAUGAGGCAGGAGCGGAGGUGUUGAGUCCUACGUCUUCGAAGAAGAAGAAGAACAAGAAGAAGAAGAGGGGAGGAAAGGGACGUUGA
Molecule: messenger RNA, 4704 nt
Organism: Saitoella complicata NRRL Y-17804
Lineage: Eukaryota; Fungi; Ascomycota; Saitoellomycetes; Saitoellales; Saitoellaceae
Exons: 2
Coding region: 1-4704 (1567 amino acids)
Biological process (GO): transmembrane transport
Cellular component (GO): membrane
Molecular function (GO): ATP hydrolysis activity; ATP binding; ABC-type transporter activity
Source: RefSeq, a predicted model, not a curated record